AUGGAUGCCGUAGGCGUGCAGGCACUCGCCGAUGCACUGGGCGCGGGCCAUGAAGCCGGCCAAGGACGUGUCGGAGGUAACGACGUGGGCGGUAGCGAUGGCUUUGUUUUGGUUGAGGCGCCAGGCGUGGAGUUCGUGGACGGAGAUGACUCCAGGGAUCUAGUACGGAGGGGUGCGUGA
This is a messenger RNA of Histoplasma mississippiense, 180 nucleotides long. RefSeq lists its product with no specific name. The record is from RefSeq and is a predicted model, not a curated record. The coding region runs from base 1 to 180 and encodes 59 amino acids. NCBI's taxonomy places the organism in Eukaryota, Fungi, Ascomycota, Eurotiomycetes, Onygenales, Ajellomycetaceae. The transcript has a single exon.